UCAGCAGUCCGUCAGCCUCGCUUUGGGGUUACCAGUAUAAGAGAAUAUACGUUGCGCGCUGGUGCGUUUUAAAAAGAUUUUGCCUAAAUUUUGAAAUUAGUCAGCAGAACGCCAUAAGUAGUAAGGAUCUAGUCCAAAAUACACCAUAAUAAAAACACGCCCAUUCCUAAAGCUGUCUGGAGACGUGGCCUCUCCACCUGGACAAACUGCGCAGGUUAUGGAGAGGAUCCCGUUGAGUAUGGGCAGCUUGCGAACCCUGCCGGGGUACGUGGCUGUUUCUCAAGUGGUGGGGGUGGCGUGCGUGGUGAUCACAGGUGUGUGGAUGGGACAUUACCGUGGAGGCUACGCCUGGGACGGCUCACUAAAUGAGUUUAACGUUCACCCACUCUGCAUGGUCCUCGGCCUGGUCUUCCUGUAUGGAGAUGCUGUGCUGGUUUAUCGUGUCUUUAGAAAUGAGAGUAAACGUUCUGUGAAAAUUCUCCAUGCUCUGCUACAUGUGAUGGCCCUCAUCAUCAGUGUUGUGGGUCUAGUGGCUGUAUUUGACUUCCAUGCCACUGCUAAGAUUCCCGACAUGUACUCUCUUCACAGCUGGUGUGGCAUGCUUACCUUUGUUCUGUUUUUCCUGCAGUGGUUGUUGGGAAUGGGCUUUUUUGUGUUCCCCUGGGCAUCUGCUCAAAUAAGGAACUGGUAUCUACCACUCCACGUCUUUUUUGGCCUGUUGCUGCUGGUUAUGUCUGUGGGAACCUGUCUGCUGGGCAUCACAGAGAAACUGCUCUUCAGUAUCAAUAUAGCAUGCCAAAAGCAGUAUGUCAAGUACAUUAACGGCUGAGGAGUGCGUCCUUCAUCAAAUGCAGUAUGGGAAUUCAGAUGCAGUAUAUGUCUAUAUAAUACAAUAGCUAGGUGAGCAGGUGUGUUGUGUCAUACUGAAGCGGUUUUUAUGUAUUGUAUUUUAGCAUGUCUGGAACGUUGUAUUGACCAAUCGGCAUUCAGGAACAAUCCCUUUUAAAAUUAAAAUGGUUGUAUAUUGUCAUUUAGACAAUCUCUAUCAGGACCUGUCUGAAUGCACCUGAUGUCAUUCUAAGAUGAGGUAAGAAUGUUGAAUGGUGGGAGAUUGAUGAGUCAUUCUGUGAAUGAGUCAGAGCAGAAAGAGACAUUUUCAAUGGCUUGUGAAUAUUAAUGAUAUUUGCCUUCUUUUCUCAAUCACAAUCAUAAAAUGCAACAUAUGGUUUUAUUAAUAGUAUUAUUCCUGGUAUGUAUAUGCAAAGAGAAACAUGGUAAUAAGAAAUAGUUUCUAUUCCUAUGCAUAAAAUGUACUGCAUAUGUAAUUAUUACAUUCAUUUUUUAUCAAAAAGUUAUUGGGAGAACAGGGCAGUUGUAACUGCUAUUUACUCAAAUUAAGUGCCUCUGCACAUGAACGUCCACAAUAACAACCACUUUCUGGAUGCUUAAGAUCAGCAGCUUCUUCAAACCAAUGCACAUUUUAUACCCAAGUUUCUUUUUGGAAGAGUUCAGAAGUGAAUUCUGCAGACCAUUUUGAUUGUGCUGUCAGUUUUGAUGCAAAUUAAUCUGAAACAGUCUUUGUUUUGAUCACUGUCUAGUUGGCAUGAUUGACAUCUUGAUAAAAAUGCAUUAUGUAUUAAAAUGGAAAAUGUAUUGUAGAACGAUGAACUUAAGGUUGAAUUUUUGAGGAAGAACACUUAGAACUAUGUAUGGCGUAAAAAAGGGCGCUGCAUACCAACAUAAAAACAUCAUCCAAAUGUUGAAGAAUGGUGGAGGGAGCAUCAUGAUUUGGGGCUUUUUCAGGGCCUGGACCACUAGUCAUCAGGGAGAAAUAUAUUCCCAAGAUAUUCUACAGUAUAAUGUCACGGUGGCUGUUCACCAGCUGAAACUCAGUAGAAGUUGGGUAAUGAAGCAGGACAAUUACCCUACACAUCAAAGUAAAUCACAUCAAAGUAAAUCUGUUAUAGAAUGGUUUAAAAAACAAAAACAAAUCCACCUUUUGGAGUGACUCCGUUAGAGCCCAGACCUUUACCUGAUAGAGAGGCUGUCAAAUGACUUCAGGAUAGCCAUUCACACCAGACAUCCUAAGAAUAUGGCUGAGCUGCAGCAGUUUUGUAAGGAAAAAUGGUCCGGAAAUGCUUGGUUGAGGUUAUCGCUUCCAAAGGAGGAUCAACCAGUUAUUAAAUCCAAGGGUUCACUUUCUUUUUCCACAGCACUGUGAAUGUUUAAUGGGAUGUGUUCAAUAAAGACAUGAAAGAUUAUAAUUGUUUGUGUGUUGUUAGCUUUAGCACAUUGUGUUUGUCUAUACUUGUGACUUUGAUGAAAAUUAGAUCCUAUUUUAUGACCAAUUAAUAGAGAAAACGGUCUCAUUCCAAAGGUUUCACAUCAUUUUUCUUGCCAUCGUACCUCUUUUUGUGACAAAACUUUGGUGGUGUUGCUUUUUUGGUUCCUGACAUUUACCCCAAAAUGUGAAAAAUAUUACAUCUAUUAGCAUCACAGCAACACUGGCUCUGGGGUGGGGCUAUCUGUUGGAAAACUGGGGGUGUGUGUGGCAAUUUGGUCAUUAUUUUAGCAAUUCUGUUAGCUUAUGCUAACGGUACUGA
Messenger RNA from Xyrauchen texanus (razorback sucker), 2603 nucleotides. RefSeq names its product transmembrane ascorbate-dependent reductase CYB561-like. The transcript has 6 exons. Bases 218 to 829 code for a protein of 203 amino acids. NCBI's taxonomy places the organism in Eukaryota, Metazoa, Chordata, Actinopteri, Cypriniformes, Catostomidae. Gene Ontology annotation, molecular function: oxidoreductase activity. Gene Ontology annotation, cellular component: lysosomal membrane. The record is from RefSeq and is a predicted model, not a curated record.